AUGGCGCUGGUUACCGUGCAGCGUUCACCGACCCCCAGCACCAGCUCCAGUCCCUGUGUUUCGGUAAGAGCCGCUUUUUGGGGAACCCUGCUACACUGCCGCUGCCACCACCGUCAAACCUAAAUCUUUCCAGGGUUAAAAGGAGAGCCAAGACCUCAUUUCCGCUAUCUUUUUUCUCGGCUGCUGACAGUCAUAAAGUGCCUUGCCUUUGUACUCCUGCGCAUGCGUGAAAUAUAGCUGCUCAUCAUUUUCAGUUUAAAUAUCAGUCGUUAUUUUCGGUUAAGUUGACCGGUUCGUCAAUUAAUUUGCACCUUUGGUUGAAAAGACUAUACUGUUACUCGAGUUAUAAGAUAGAAAAAUAGGUUUCCUCUUGUGUUAAUUGUACUUCAAUGUUGACAUGGUUCCUCCAUACACAUUUCCGCCUGUUCAAAGGUUCAGUUGGCAGUAAGCUGAAACAGUAAAGUGGUAUAAUGAGAAAUAGCUUUGAGAAAAUGUGUUUAAGUCUUCUAUUAUUAUCUUUCUCGAUAUGUUAUGAUUCUUAAAACGUCGUUGUUUAGUGAAUUUAGGGGUCGUAGUCCAGCUAUCUACCACGUCAUUCACUUCCGCUCAUAAUAACCUCCUUGUGACAUGCAUGAAUACGGGUAUUUACCAUUGCAUUAUUGUUGUACGCAGCCUCGGUAUGUAAAUAAGAUUGUGAACGUGUGUGUUUAUCUCGUUUGGUUUCUGUUCUUUCAAAACUCAGACCUGACCUGCAUGUUCCUCUGUCUGCCUCUCUCUUCCUGUUUGUGUGUGUUUGUGUGUCUGUCUGUGUCUUAUGUAGUGUAGUCAAGUCAGCACAGUACACAUGCAAAGCAGAGGAGCAGGUGGUUUCUGUGUAGCUUCGUACAUUUGCUGGUUUUGUUUCUACAAAAGCAAGAAAUCCCACUUCACUGUCAGGAGAAAUGUUAGGCAACACUGUCACACACAACCCCACACACUUCCUGUGUCUGCGGGUGAUAUUGUGAUGCACUUACUAUCACUGGUUGUUCAGGCAGUUGUAUUUACAUUUGAUAACAUCACAAGUUUUGAUAAUGUAGUUUCUUGUGUAUAUGUUUAAUUAAAUAACACUGAUAUGUGGAUAACAUGGCACAUCACAGUCUAAUUUGCUUACACAACUAAUGUACAUUACAGGACACAGUGAUUCUACAUUAUGUUUGGUUAACUGAAGAGUACAAAAGCCCUUAAAAAGUAAAGGACAGAUUUAUGUCUUAGAGGCAAUGCUUUGAUUCAUGAAAUAGUGAUAUGGCAAGCUGAAUCUAAAGGGAAGUCUGUUUGGAGAACUAUGUUAUUUUACAAACAAAAUAUCUGUAAAUGGUGCUGGGGAUAGGAUGAUUGCAAUGCAUGAGUCAGGAUAAAGUGCCAUGUCAAUAUUAAGUCCCUUUUCUAAUGAUACACUGGAUUUUCUUAAGUGACCAGUUUCAAAGUUGUUUGAGCAGAAAUUGAAAAAAUGACUAGCCUAGCCGAGAGGUAAGUAAUCUCUCAGUAAACAGUGAAAGGCAAGCACAUUUUAGUUACAGUAGCCAAACACAGUUUCACUGUCUGUGAAGAAUGAAAACAAUGUGAAAUUGCUUUGCAAACUGUUAGCAGAGCUAGCAUCACCACCCUCCGUCUACACUUGCCAUUGCUAGUAACACAUUGCUUUUAACAGACACAGCCUACAUACAACAUUUUCUCAAUUUCAUAGACCAAAAUACGGCCAAACAACACCACAUGACGAGAUACCAUCUUAUAUCUGUGCGUGUUUACAUCCCAGUGUUGGAGCAUUUCAGCAUCAUGGCUGUAGCCAUUAACUAGAUUGACGGCAUCAGUGAUAGAUGACUUUGCAACAGUAAAGACACAAGUUUGAGCUGCAUUUUGGCCCUAUAACAAUAAACAUUUAUAAAAUGUGUUUAAAAACUGUAAUUAUAGUGCCAACCAUUUAGGGUGAUAGCAUUUGUGUAUUUGACCAAAAGCACAGUUUUUUGUGAUACAGUUAAAAAGGAGUAAACAAACUGCAAUGUCAGGUUUCACUAAAUUUUAAACAAAACAAGAAUUUUUAAAUCGAAAACCAAAGUGUAGAUCCAAAUCUCCACGCUUUGACCCAAAGACAUCCAGGAGGUAGCUGUCAUGAAAUGAGUUGCUGUUGGUGCAAGUGUUACAGCUUGUACGCAAAGGACAAAAGAGUCUUUUGGCAUAUUUUCCAGUCUAAUUAUAUUGGCCAAAAUGCUCCACAUUGAAAGAAACCUGUUCUCUUGCUAGUUGGACCAAGUAGAAGAUUACAGUUUGUGUUUGGGCAAUGUGUAAUUUUCUACUCUCAUCUGUGUCCAAAAUCACAAAUUACAGCCAGGUAUGUCAGUCACAAACUACUAUUUCGACAGAGUACUGUGGCCUUGUGAGAGACCCUGUCCUUCACACCUUUUUGUUCUCCAAAGGAAAAACAGGUUCUGCGUGUGCAUAAUGAUUACUGUCUUGCUUUGUACACACACAUUUUCGGUUUUAGCUCUGACUGUCAGCCAGAUCAACUCAAAACAUACAGGCCUACAAGAGCAGAUAAUUUUAUUUUUUUAAUCUCAACUUUAAGGAAUAAGCAUCAAAGGGUACAAGAACCGAAUGCACUGAAUGCGGCCUGUAGCUCUUCUACUUUGAGUGGUCAUAUAUGUUACAGACUUGCAGGGAGUCUGUCAACAUGUUAGUGGCGUGAGCUGUAAAACUAGAGGAAGAAGAAAUGCACAAGUGUAAUUUAGCAAGGUGAGGCGGACAGGGGUGGUGAAGGAUAUGCUGUUUUCUUGUUAAAAUAUGCUUUCAAGUUGCAACCCGUACACACAUUUAGUGAUAAUGCACUGCGCACACAGACACAUGUCUGGUUUCCUGUGUCCUGCCGUCAUGUGAUGUUUGUGUGUGAAGUCUAUCAUGAGAUUCCUGCUAAGCUGCUCUUUUCACCUAUAUUUACUUGAACUGUAUGUGGAACCUGUCCAGCGUUUCUACUCCAUGAUGAGAGUGUUUUCAGGCAAAGAAACACACACUCUGUAGUACACAGAGUUAGAAACAUUCAUUUAGCCUCUAGGGGUAAGAGUUUUUACCAGUUCUAACUUGGUAACUCCAUUGUAGUUGCUGUAACUUGUGAUUCUCAGAGCAGCACAGACUUGUCUUCAGUCCCUACCCAGCCGGCUCAUACAGGCCGCGAAUUUCCAUAAGCUUUGGGGGGGGAAAGCCUUCCAUUUUCAUGUAUGCAAAAUGUUUUUUCAAAUCAAAGCAAAGGCUAGGUAUGUCACAAUACAAGACACCAAGUCAUGGAAACUUUGUCUGAUCACAUGGGAUAAAAUGGAAACGUCACAACACUACGAAAAAGUCUAGAUUAGUCUCUUACUCAUUCAUGUGUUUAUUUGAAACAUUCACUAUCAUUACAUCUUAUUUAUAAGGAAUAGCAGCCCAAAGUUAAAGUUGAAUACACUAUUUCUCAGCAAGUGCUCACCAUGUUAUAAUUACAGACUCCCUCCACUCAAAGCAAGGCUUAUGUUCUCAUUUGGCAUUAAUCACUGAAACCAAAAAGGAGAAGGCUUGAAUACACAACCCCUUUUUGACAUGUUGAUAUCAGCAUCAGGUGUACAACAAACCACAAGGUCUUUUUAAUAUUUCUGGUGUUGUUGGCCCUGAGAGCCCUGAGAGGAACUAGGAUUUGGAUGAUCUGACAGAGAGAGGAUAGGCAAACCUCAUCAUAGUCAUUGCGUUAAACUAAAAAUCCUCAUGAUAAAAGUUAACUCGUCCAAAACUCACCAAUUCAUAGCAACUCUACAUUUGCAACAUAAGUAAAUACAUGCACAAUGCUCUUAAUAUGCAUGGAAAUCAAGUGUAGAGUGUAGAGCAGUGUUACUGUAUGUAAUGAGGAAUUCUUAAUAUUUUUUCAUCAAUUUCUCCUGAACCACGGUGAGGUAGCCGUGUCGAAGUUCUUCUUUUCCUCUGCUCAUUGUGUCCUCUCAUCAACCCGUAAUCCAAUUCUUCCUAUUAUGAAGCAGUUAAUGGUUUGUAAUGUUGUUAAGGCUACUUAAGCCCACAUACAGUGUAAACAAGAUAAGAACCAGGCACCACAAGAUCAGUGCCAGGUGUUAAUCUGCUGCUAAUCCUUUGGCCCUCUCAUUUAGCAAAGCGAAAAAUCACAAAGCGCCGAUCUUACUCUCUCACCCUCAUCUGCCUGUUUGUUUUGUGUAUUUGUGUGUGUGAAUAUGUUACUCUCUGACUGGCCACACCUUAUAAAAAAACAGGCUGAGGUCAUUUUCCUGGAGAGAGUGCAAAUUGAGGGCAUGAUUCACUUUACUGGUGCGUUCUGCUCAGACAGUAUUGAAUAUUAUGUAAAUGCUUUAUACAAUUUCAAUGGGUUUUUGUGAAUUUAGAAAUGUCUGAGAAUGCAGAAAUGUGUGUUUUCCCAUUACAAACACUUAAAUUUGUGCAACAGUGGUGUUAUAAUCAUUCUGGUAUGAAAGACUUGUGCCCAUUUACAUUACGCUUAAAGGGUCAUGUCUCCCUAUCAAAUCACUGCAGUUCAGUGUUUUCAGAUCUCACUGUCUCAAGAGCUAAAAGGACCAGCUGUUUUUUUUCCACCACUCUCAGCACUCUUCCUCAAAAAUAUUUCAAUUUAUAGAUAACCCCUCACCCUGUUAAUAUUAUUUUUGCGUCACUGCCCAAUCAAAAUGUAGGAGUGUGACUUAUCAAGUGGGUCAACAACAUCUACAGAUAAGAAAGUCCCUUUCAGUUUCCGAGUGUAGACCUGCCGUCAAUGCCAGUACAUAGUUUACUUCCUUUUUUAUUUUCUUGUUCAAAUUUCUCCGCGUAAAAGCGAAGAUUACAAUAACAGAGCGAUGGAAAACAGACUUAUCAGUCACUACCAAUAGAAACAAUAGUGCCCAGGGGACAUCUUUUGUGAGCUAAGAUUUAUAACUUCAUGUCCCUUCUUUUUAAUGAUUACAAAUGCCUUCUUUCAUUUUGCUCUUAUGAACUUUCUAAUGGUUCUUUUGAUAUAUUGUGAGCAGCACUUUGAAUUGCCUUGUUGCCAAAUUGUGCCAAAUAAAUAAACUUGCCUUGGCUUGCUCUGCUUAGCCAGCGGGAAGCCCUGGCAUCACAGAAAAACACUGUUUGGUCACUGGCCCACAGACAGGCUUUGCUACUAUGGUGUUUUCUGUAUCAGGACAGAACAGAACGAGCCAACAAGUCCUCUAUAGAGCAGCUUAAAAAUGAUCAAAUACUGCCUACAAAGAGUUAUAUCCAAAGACGUUACACACAUAUUAGAGUCUCUGUUUACAUUACUUAUUCUUUUCCAUUCUACUGUGAAAAUCUAAUAGCAGUCUUAAGUUUUCACAUACUUGAAAAUUCUAUUAGUUAUUUUCUAGACAAGUUACCGAAGGGAUUUUAGUAUAAACAUCUAAACGAUUUUGUUCAUCAAUAUGAAGAUAAAUGAAAAGAUUGAUUGAUUGAUUGAUUGAUUGAUUGAUAAACGGAUACAUUUUAAAAUGAUAUUUUCCUUGUUUGUCUUUGUAGGAGUCCGGUAGUGGGGAGGAUGAUCGUCGCUCUCAGCCGAGGAGGUAAGAUAUUGACAUACGUCGUGUAGGAACCUUGACUACUCUGUGCCAAGAAAAUGCAUUUUUUUCUCCUUGCUGUACAGGAAUUUAUCCCUCUCCCUCAAAUAUAAAUUGGAUUUAAGAUUGGAUUUCAAAAUAGCUGUGGAUUAGUGAUAUUGUAUCUUUGUGCAAGGCCAAAUAUUUAAAGAGACAACAAGAGCGUACAGAAGUGUCAAAGGACAGAGGGUCUGCUAUGUUUCUGUCCCUGACUUCUGACCUGACAUAACUUGACCUAGACCAGUGAGGGAGAAAACAGACUUCACCUAAAGGAGCACACUAUACUUCAUCAUUAGAUAUGUCUGUCCCUCCAGGAUUUCCUUCCUCUACUGAUACAAAGAGCUGCUGUGCUAUUGUGGUGACACAAUACUGUGCUGUCCCUUGUUGCCUCGGGGGCUGAGUUGGGAAUCUGGUUUAUCCUGUUUCAUUCAACCACAUUUUCAACUGGUUUUAGUCCACCAGUAAUCAGCAAUUUCCUGCCACUGCCUCUGUGUUUAUUUGUUCUAGAUACACAUGAUACCAGUGAACUUUAAAUUGCAGUAACACUCUCGCUUCCCCCCCUUUUUUAUUUGGCUAGUGGAUAAUUACAUCCUGAAAUCCUCUCAUGUGAGAUUAUGAACAGUACUUUGCUGGCUGUCCACCAGAGGGCGGUAGCCCCCCCUGUGAGUUAGGUCUGUGUAUGUGGGUCAGGGGAGCUGCCCUGCUGAUCCAGGGAGGAUUUCUGGCCCCUCCCAAAGUCAGAGCGCCUGUGUGUCUGUCUGGUCAUCGGAGCUCUGUGGCAUCCAACUGAGAGGGCUCUCUGUAUUUGUGCAGCUGGGAGUGAAAUCUAUAUUCACAUACUGGGGCAGUGAGAGCAUUUGUGUGUGGAAGAAGGCAGGUAUAUGAUCAGUCAUAAUUUUGAUUUACAGUAAAAUGUAAACAAGUAUUAUCCUCAGUGUGUUUGCUCUGGAUUAUUUGACCAUUGACCUUAAUGCUCUCCUGUCAUACAGCCAUCAACAUUUGGCAAGAGGAGACAUUUCAGUGGAAGCUUAGGCUGCCCUGAUGCCAGACUUGACUGUACACUGCUCUAUUUUACUAUAAUACACUAUGACUCUGUUGCCUAUAAGGACAAUCUUUUACAUUAUGUCAAAUGAGCACUUGUUAAUAUUGUGUCAUUGACAGUUAUUAUGGGUUAUACUGAUUAGCAGAUGGUGGGGAAUAUUAAAGUUUUGGCAGUCACCUGCUUGGCUGGGUGCUGCCACCAGACAUUGAAUAGAAUUGGUUCAUAUUCUGUUGGAUGAACUUGCUGCAUGUAUGUGCAUUUUGUGGUAAGAUAGAAGUAAGAAGAUAAGGAUUAUAUGUAUCAUGAAAAUUAUAAAAAAUGUAGUAAUUGAAGUUCCAAUUUGAGUUGCCAUUACUGUCCAAAUUGCGAGAUAAUCUCAUCUCGGUUUAGAGUCAGAACUGUCAAAUAGAUGUCGGCCUGUUCGCUGAAGGGCAGAGUUAAUGUCCCAAUCUGCUGACGUCAGUGUUAUAGAAGUCAGCAGCUGCAGCAGAGCUCAUCUCUCACAGAGGUAGUGACAUUCAUUCAAACCUGAAUAAGCCCUCAGUGAUGCAGUGUGUCUGUAAGCAUGAGCGGUGCCUACUGCAGUGCUGCUGAUUAAAGUUAGUGACAUCAGCAGAACGGCCACGUCAGUGAAAGCAGCAACGUCAUUGGAGGACCUGCAGAGGAGAGAGCGAGGGAAAAAGAGGCGGAUAUAAGCAUUCAGUUAAAAAGAAAUUAUUUUCUUUUAAUAGCCCAUUAUUCAGAUAGAUAAAAACACUGUAAUUUAUUUUUCUCUCCAUUUAUGCUUUCGUGUCUCAAAGAUCGCUCAAUAGAUCUGUUUUACUCGCCACGAAUAAGUCUAUUCCCUAUGAUGUCUGUAAAAUUUUAACAAAUAAAAAAGAACCUUGUUCAACUGAUAGGGAAGUAAAAAUAUCUAUUGUGUUCGACAGGUUCAAGUGCCGUUUCAAAGUUAUGUCAAUAUUGACCUGUUAGAUUCAAGCAGUCUUUGUCUUGAUGAAGGACAAACCAAAACCAAUGUGCAAGUUAUAUUUAAGCAUUUCAUUUAGUCCUUGAAACAAGUGUCCGGCAAACAGGUGCAGAUCAGGGUUUGUUAGCGUCUGCAAGUAAAAUAGAGCAGUGAGCAAGUUAAACAGAAAACAAAGCCGGAAAACUGAAAAUGAGAUUUCAAAAUAUCAAAUGUUGGUCCCUGUUUGAUAAUUAUUUCUGAGCCAGCACUGUUUGCAGUGUGGUAACAAAAAAUGAAAGAGCCUCAAUUGUGGUGGCCCACGAGUUGAAGAUUUGUUGCCAUGGUAUCCCAAAAAAAGUAUUUAUAUUGGUUGAUUUUUAUGGGGAAAUUCUGGUGUUGUGACAAUUGCGAAACAACAUCAGCUGUAGGAAUCAGCUGGCUACAGCAGAAGUCUCAAAAUGUUAGCAGAUGGGUUCAAAAGUCAAGACUGUAGGAGCUCCAGCAAGUGAGAACAAACAAACUUGAGACUCCACUGAUGGCAUGAAUCAUGUGUUUGUGUUUCCCUAUACAUAAUAUAUUAUAUAUUUGCUGUUAUGAUCUCUAAGGUUACGGUCCAUGUGUUUGUAAACGUGGAGACGGUCAAACUUCAGGUGAGUGUCCGAUGUCUGGGUGUUUGUAACAACUGCAUCCUGGCUUUCACCACCCAUCAAUGGAUGGUGUGAAUUUCAGCAGUCAAAUAAGAAAACAGUAAGAGGGAACUUUAGAGACGGGUUCAACACCUCGAGACCAAGUGGUUUGUGUAGCCUCCAUGGACCGCCAGCACUACCUGACCCUUAUAAGACCCCAAACAGGAUUAUGCCCUUGCUAGAACUACAGUUAACAACAGGUGAACAGAAGAGAAGAGGUAAUGUGACGGGAGUAAAAGAAGCUGCAGUCACUCAGGGAGGAAGGCCUUCUGAAGGGUCUCACUGAUAUAUUAUUGAAGUCUUGUUUUAAACAUCCACAGUGUAUCUUUCAAUGUUUGACAUUGUUGUUAGUUACACCAUACUAACAUGCUUCAUGCUCUCUAAGUUAAAGAAUUCAACCACCUGUGACUCAGCUAACUAAUAAACAGACAGUCUGCUGCCCCCAGAGAUGACCAAGAGGGGAUCAAAGCUUGUAGCAUCAUGGGUUUGUUGGCUGUAAGUCAUCCUGCCGCUAAAUCACACCAUCUGGCUUGAUCCAGGAUGUCAUACGGGGAUAGAGAAGUAUCAAAAUACUCUUCACAGAUACAAAUUAGUGCAGUGUUACACAAGCCACAGAUAUACGUAACAGAAAAACAACGCUGCAGUUGUUUAUCUGGUCAUAUGAAUUGGCAGUCAUGUGAUGGCCUCCCAGUCACCCUCAGAAUAUAAUUAAUCCUUAAAUUGAAACCUCGAGGGCUUCAAAAGGAACAAGCUGCAUAACCAAGUCUAGGGUCAAGUUUCUCUCCGAGUCCCAGCUGAUGUCUCUUUUUUGAUUUCUCAAUCCUCUUGCCGUUGUUGUUGUUGUCGUGUUGUUGCUCGAAGUCGCAGUGCUUACAGUGUCAGGUGUCCAUGUACCCUGUGAGAAUUUUCCCCAAAGGCAACAGACAGAGGGUUGGUUACACAACUUUGUGACUCCCUUACCCAACCCCUCUUCCUGCUGCAGGGUUUAGACAACAAAAUGUGAUCACUAUAUUUAGUGACCUGCACUCUUUGAAAGAUCUCCCUCUAGAUAUGUGUAGUGGUUAGAAAGUAAUUACAAGAAAAGAUGUCGUAGGCAUAGGUGUUACGACAAAUUGCAUGUGACUCAAAUAUGUCCUCCUGAUCGAUGGAAUCUACAACUUGAUCUUUGCUGAAGACUUUUUCAUGUUGGGUUGUAGUUGUUCACUGGACUGAACUGAUGAUAAUUAAAAGCAUGUCUAGUCUUUCUCAUUCUAAGGUUUUUCAUAAGAAGGUUUCUUUGUUGGUUGCACCAGGCUGUCAGGAUGGAAAGCAAUUGCACAACCGUAUAUUGAGUUUCAAGUAGUUAAGGUGUAAUGGAAAAGAUGGAGCAGAACGAUCCUGACAGCUUAGGUGUAGCUUACUGCUAAUUUGACCUAAAUGAUGAAUCACUUUGCCUGUUCAAGAAAAGUAAAUGGUUGUUCUUAGAUAACCAAGCUUUCUUUGAGAAAUCACAGCCAUCAUUUUGUUUCACCUAAAUCACUUGAGAUGUAUGGAAGCAUGAAGAAAUAAAGUAUGAUGGAUGUUUUAAGCUACUGAAGUCAAGGGUUGGUUCGCCCUGGUUUCUGUCCUCUACUCUCUUGCCUCUUUAAUGUGAACUCCCUGAGGAUACGACAGGAUAGUAACUCUAUAUUUGCACACGUGCACACAGCAAUUUCCCUCCUGAAGACCUGCACAAUAUUGUGCCCCCUGUGACACCCAAUGUAAACACUGGUGUGUUGUCGUAACCCAAACAGUGAUCUUUUCCCUUACCCUACCCCAGAUAUUUUUGAUGUCAAAACCUUCACAAACAGUGACCCUGUCACAUCCUGAAAAAUAUAUCUGAUAUGUUGACUGAUUUCUAGCUCCAAGAAUUAUGGUAUUGAGUCUUUUUUUUAUUGCAGUAAAAAAAAAAAAGAGACACACAAAACAAGAAAUCAGGGAAACUAGAAUUAAGAAAGCCAGUAGAGCAGAAGACUAGGUUUGACAUUGUUUAAGCAGCGUAACUGCAAUAUUUUGGAUCAGUUGUUGGCGGUUUGAAUAAGUGUUGGUAUGACAGGUCAAUAGAAAGCAGCCUGUCCUUAACUGAGGGUUGCAACCAUAGACUGUAUAUAGAAUGGACGCUGUCUGCCUCCUCGCUGGGUGAAGCCACCCCGAGAACAGUACACUCUGUUGAUGGGCUGCAGUAUAGGUCAUAAAUCCCGCCUCCUCCAGCAAAGCUUACGGAGCUGUGGACAAACUUUAGAAAUUUAUUACACAGAACAUAAACUUUUCUCCCCCCUGGUUGCGAUGUUGACAUGUAGUUACUGUAAGACUGGUUUGUUCUCAAGUCCUCUUUUUCCUGUACAGCUCCGUUUUUAAAAGUUAUUAAGUUGUUCAUGUUUUCUGUGAUUGACACCUGACACAGCCUAUGGGCGUACGAAGAUUGCGUAGCUCUCCCAGGAGAUACGCUGUUUGAACGGAGCGUCAUCACAGCGACUCUCCCGCCAAAUGCGUACAAUGCUACUGCGCAAAUGGUGGAGUGCGCACAACACUUCAGAGCAAUGUUGGUUUUAGGAAGUGGAAAAAGAAAAACGCAGAAUUACCAAGAGCUUUUCAGCUUCAAAUCCAUCUACUGGUGGAAGGCGGAACCAAGUUGUCCAUAGUAUAUACAGUCUAGGGUUGAAACCCAAAGUGAGUCGCUAGUCAGAGCUGGAGUUUAACUCACUGGGUGAAUUUGUUUUCUUAAUUGUCUAACCAUGAUCAAAUAAAAGCAUGAACAAUCAAUCCUCACAGCACAGUGACUUCACAAAUGGACACUUUAGGAGACAAAAAACAGACACGACUUUGUUCUGCGUCUUGAGCUAACAUUAUCAACAUGUUAUGUGGGUCAUCUUGGUUAACUAAAAUUAAAAAACAAUGAGUGGUGAUGGUAUCCUUAAUCCCCAGAAUUUUGCCACAUUUUGCCAUGUCUCUGCAUUCAAAACAUGUGGUCAUAAUGGGAGUCAAUGGGGCAAAAACAGCCGCUAAUACCAUAAAAGGAAGUUUUUUGAAAAUCUGUUGCUGCACAAAAACUAAAUAUGCGUCAAAACCAAUGAUGUUACUAAUCUUUGACAUAUCCAAGACUGUGAAAGCAGGUUAAAAAUGAUCUUUGUCCAAUCGCUUUUUAUAUGGAAAAGAGCUUAUUUAGUGUGUAUUUUUCUCCAUAUCAGUGACUUUCUUUUUUUUUAAUUGGUAUUUAAAGGGUUAAAUUUUGAAUUUUUAUCAUAAAUUCAAAUUCACAUAAACUAAUUCUGGGUGCUGUCAUAGCUGCUCAUGUUUUCAUGUACAUGUAUUGGGAAAGAUGGAUUUACUGCUGUAUCCUGCCCAGUUGUGGUGGUCAUGCGCACCCCCACUCUCCCAAAUCACGUUGUGGCAUUAAUGGUCCCUUAUAUUACCGUCGACACCCUGCUCUGUUCGCUGAUUGGUCCACACGUGUCUCCUCCCCUCAGCGGCAGUUUUACCGCAGCCUGCUGCAGACGAAUGAGACUGAGCAGAUGUUGAGACACCUGCCCUCAACACGCGGCAAAUAUGUCAACAUAUCUGCUGUCACUGAAUCUUGUCUUACCGUGUUUUGAUAAAUCUCUCGAUUAAUGUCGCGUUUGAGGACUUUUCACUAGGUUCUCAUUGACUUUUUAAAGCUAAACUCGAGUAAAGUCUUUUUUUUUCUACCGUGGAGUGACCACACCACACAUCAUCGACUACAGAUAACGACAGCCCGUUUCAGCGAUGCCUCCCGGUGUCGCAACCGCGCCACGGAGCUCAUCCUCCGGCUGCUUUUGCGCCUGCUGUGGGGCGUCGAUGAGACCUUAUUUCACCGAGAACUCUGUGGUAUCUCAGGGGGAAAUUUACCAGCUGUAAGUGUCCUGAAUAGUCUGUGCUCGGAGCGUUAGGUCAGAUGUCUCAACAGUGAAUGAAUGUACCCUGGAGUUUGUUGUAUUCUCACGAUGUGAUGUCUAAUGCAGGCGAGCAUGUGAUUCGGUUUGGGCAUUUUCUGACUCACAUCCAUCCAUCCAUCCAUCCCGCUGGGGCAUUUCCCUCUAAUAUCCUGUUAUGACACCAUUCCCUUUCUUAUCUUCCCAUCUUUUCAGCGCUGAGAUGCAGUGAUCCUGUUUCACAAUGGCAUGUGGUUUUCCCAUAUCUUCACAGGAAGGAUGUGACAGCAGGGCAGCAGCAGCUGUACAGUCACCACUGCAUGAACACGCUUCCUUCCUUUCACCCUGUGUGAAAUGCCUCCUAGAUACCACACUCAUCUGCCAUAUACACUAUCUUCCACCCACCUUUUGUCCUUUUGUUGGUCUAGGGCCAAGGAUGUAGGAAAAUGUAGUCUUGAGGGAGAACAGAGCAUUGUAUCUCAGUAGAUUUUUCUUUUGACCACAUGUCUGAUGUGAUUUAUCUGAUAGCUGAGUGAGGACAAGCUCUUGAAAUUCCCGGAUUUUUCAUUUGAUUGACCGACAAAGUCCUGGAAAAGUUUAUCUGCGUUUAAUCUCUAUUUACACUUGUAUGACAUAUGUUCGUUAUUUGUACUUGCCUUAGAGUAUGAACUCAGCUGUUAACUGGUAGGGGACUGAGGAUCUGUGUUUAUACACGACAGAAAGGCACUAUGUUAUCUGAUAGCAAGCAGGUUAUUGCAGCUAGUCUCUUUGUUUGCAAACCUCGCCGUCAAGUGUCUUGAGCUCAUAAAAGCACACAAACCCCCUUUUGUUCAGUACAUGAUGCUGUUACAGGGUGCCACGUGUGUUUCCUUAGAUAACACGAUGAUCAUUAAACAUAUGUAGCAGGAAAAAACUAGUUUAUUCUGUAAAUAUCACAAAAUAGUGAUACGGCAAAGUUUCAGAGCUCACAGCGUUGUCUGUAUAUUGUUUUGGACCACCAGACAAAACUUAAGAUGUUAUAAGAAACCCCCAAUGAAUAGAUUUCUUAUUCAAGCGUUUCCAUGUUAUCUUUAAUUUGAAGAAAAAAGAGACAAAUGGUUCAAUUGAUUAAGCUCCUGAAAAAGAUAUUUGCACAGAAACAUGUCUCUUACUUUCGGCUUUAAGAAUAUUUAACAAAGAAAGUUCAUUGUGUCUUUUAGAUUACUUCAUUCAUAGUCGGUCGGUGCACAUUUUAGACUUUUAAAGUAGAAAUUCUGCCUCAGUGCGACUGCAAAGCUCUGCUCUUACUACACCUUUGGAUGAUUCAUGUUUGGUGAAGGCAUAACAGAGGCAUGACUGUCCUGUCUUGAACAGACAAUGAGUUUGCGAGGAUGAUGAGGGGAAUUUCUGUGAGGCCCCUAUAGGAUGAGUUUUUAAGACUUUAAUCACUCCCUUUUUUCUCUUUUUUAUUUCUCUCGUUUCAGCAUCAGUGAAAGUUUCCUGACUGUAAAAGGAGCGGCUCUCUUCCUACCUCGAGGAAAUGGCUCCUCCACAUCUUCUGCCUCUCGCUUCUCCCAGCUUCGCAGCAAACAUGCGGGUGAGGAUUUCAGUCAUUGUCAUCAUGAACACCAAACAUUUUCAUCAAAAUACUUUUGGUUUGGUUGAAUCUGAUCAAAAACUCAUGUUGUAUCGCUCUAUUCCUAUCAGGAGACAUCCAGCAGCAUCUACAAACCAUGUUUACCCUCCUCAGACCAGAGGACAACAUCAAACUGGUAAGUGUAACCUGUAUCACACACAAAACAAACAGUCUCAGCGUUUUCAGCCAGUUCACUAAAUUUCAACUGUGAUUUCCUGCUGCAGGCGGUUCGCUUGGAAAGCGUCCACGCUCAGGUUACCCGCUACAUGGUGGUGGUGUCAACCAACGGACGCCAGGACACAGAGGAGAGCGUGGUGCUAGGGAUGGAUUUCAGUCCUGUAGAUAGGUGAGAAAAUAAUGCGCACAAACACACACAAGCCAAUAUCUGCUGUCCCGCUUUUUAAGGUGUUCAUAAAAUUGCGUUUGUCUCAGCUCUUGUUCUGUAGGACUGGUUCUGCCUUUAUGGUGUGACACAUUGAUACACCUGGAUGGAGAUGGGUAAGAUUAGUAUUUUUGUGCUUUCAUCGCAGAGAUGAUCCGCUAUAAACACAAUGCUGAUCAGAUGGAUGUCUGUUUUUAUUUCACCUCUUACUCUGUGCCCUUUCUCCUUUUACUUCCAGGGGUUUCAGCGUGUCAACUGAUAACAGGGUGCAUGUAUUCAAGCCUGUCUCUGUGCAGGCCAUGUGGUGAGUCACUCUCCAUCGACUGUGUGUGUCUGUCCUGUAAUGUUUGCAAGUGUUCAGCUAUUUAAAGCCGAUAUUUGAAAGUUUCUAUUUCUGUCCUGAUUCCCCCUUCAUCUCCUGCUGCUAAAAUCUCAUUUUUUAAAAUUCUCACUGUAUUCUCUCGCAGGUCGGCCCUGCAGUCACUCCAUAAAGCAUGCGAGGUGGCUCGUUGUCAUAACUACUUCCCAGGCAGCUUGUUCCUUACCUGGGUCAGCUACUAUCAGAGCAGAGUCUCCUCUGACCAGGUACGCAUCAAUGAGUGGAACGCCAUGCAGGAUGUGCAGUCACACCGUGCUGAUUCGCCUGUGCUCUUCUCUGACAUGUAAGUAUCUGGAUGGAUUCAACUUUUCAUUCUCCUCUUUCCUUUUUCUCUUUUUUAAAAAACAUUUGUGAGAUAUGUUUUUUAUAAAUGAUCUUCAUAGUAAUUAUUUGAUGUGAGUAUGCAACAACGAAGUAUUGACAAUAAAGUUAUAAAAAGUAGUUUGGUUAGAUAACUACCAAUGUCAAAUGUAGAAUCAGGCUUGGAUUUAGUUCCUGUAUUGCAUUUCAGUGUCAUAUUGUUCUUGCAGACCCACAGAGAGGGAGCUGACUGAGCGGCAAAUCAAAUCCAGUCUGAGAGAGAUCAUGAUGCAGAAGGACCUCGAGAAUGUGACCUGCAAAGAGGUGAGUCUGCACUUCCAAAUAUAGGUUCCAAUUACAUGAGGUUGUUGGAGAAAUGUAUCUUUGAUUCGGCCUGCAGUUUUGCAACAAAUUGGGUUCAUGCUCGAGUUUCAUGAGUUGGUGGUUUUGACCUUUGAAAAAUAUAACUACGCCUGCAGUUGAGCUUUGCUGUUUGAUAUUUUACGUGUUUUUAUUUGUUCCCGUAGAUCCGAACAGAACUGGAAAUGCACAUGACCUGCAACUUGCGUGAGUUCAAGGAGUUCAUCGACAAUGAGAUGAUUGUCAUCCUGGGCCAAAUGGACAGUCCAACAGAGAUCUUUGACCAUGUCUUCUUGGUAGGUUGCCUUAUAAAGGGAACUGUCACGAAACUUUGUCUUAAAUGUCAUUUAGAACAUUUAAGAAAUUAAAGACUGUCAUUUAUUAGCUGUGAAAUUCUGUAGUUAUCCUUAAGAAGGUUUCAUGAACAUUGCUUGUACUCGUGGCGUAAUCCAUGUCUGGGAACUGACAAAAUAUGAUCUAGUCUUGUGUAAUUCCUUUCAAUUUUGAGGUACUUGUUUCUUGUUUGGUUUGACUGCUCACUGGAUGUCAGACAGCCUUGCUACAGGAUUUAAGCAUUAUGAAAAGCUCAGUCGCAGGCUCUGAACUAGUCUGAGGAUUGCUUUUGUUUCCUACAGGGAUCUGAGUGGAAUGCAUCCAAUUUGGAGGAGUUGCAGAAGAGCGGGUAAGUAGGGGGACAAAAACAACAAAAGCCACCACACAGCACAAGAUGUACUGAAGCCAAUAACAAAAGAAUCUGUAUUAUAUAAUAAGACACUAACAAUGACUUUGUCUGGUAUCCAAACAGGCUGUGUGUAACAACUUCACGUUCAAUCAUCUCUCAUGUUUUUCUAAUCCCUCUUCUUCAUGACUUAUUCCCUCCCAGGGUUCAGUACAUCCUGAAUGUAACCAGGGAGAUAGAUAACUUCUUCCCUGGUGUGUUUGAGUACCACAACAUCCGAGUUUAUGAUGAAGAGGCCACAGACCUGCUCGCUUAUUGGAACGACACCUAUAAGUUUAUAUCUAGAGCCAAGUGAGUCUCAUGACGUGUCUUUCUCCUUCCCUCUGAACAUCUUUAUCUGUUUUUGCCAGUCAGAGUUUUGUAGAAGUAAACUCUACUAACUUUUUAAAAUGAUUUGCUGAAAUGUGACUUUGAUUCUUCAUAUCUACUCCAGGAAAGCCGGAUCGAAGUGCCUGGUGCACUGUAAAAUGGGAAUAAGUCGCUCUGCUGCCACCGUGAUCGCAUAUGCCAUGAAGGAGCACGGCUGGGAUUUGAAGAAAGCUUUUGACUAUGUCAAGGAGCGCCGGACGGUGACCAAACCUAACCCCUCUUUCAUGAGACAGCUGGAGGAGUAUCAGGGCAUUCUGCUGGCCAGGUAUUCACAGGAAUACAGAGAAAUACCACUUCUUACUGAUUUGUUUUGGCUUUAUGCAUUAUUUUAUACUCAAUUUGUGCAACCGUACUCCAAACCGGGAGAAAUUUUUGGAUAUUCCUUGAAGUCAGAAACUCAGGUGUUGCCCAUCAUGUAACGCAUGUUAAAAGCUGAUCCCCUGUCAUUUUCUCUUGCAGCAAGCAGAGGCACAAUAAACUCUGGCGUUCUCACUCUGAUAGUGACCUGUCUGAAGCCCAUGAGCCACUGUCCAAAUCUUACGCCCAACCGCACAGCCUAGGUCACUCCGACCCCCGUAACCAGGCCAGCAGCACGCCCAGUCCCUCUGUCAAAGAACUGCUGGAAUCACUGGGAACUCCGAUCGGCACAGUCAAAGCAGCACACUCCACCAGCCAGCCUGACACAAGGGUCCAGUCCAACCAGCUCAGCUCCCCGAACCGCUGAGAGGGCGUCAGCACCGAACCUCGAGACUUCUUCUUUCUCUGCUGUAGUCCAGACCAACCAGCUGUCCCCUUGUCCCGGGACCACAGCCGGCUCUGUGUCUCCCUCAUCUCCUCACCUCUCGAACGGCAUAUGUGACUCUGAGAAGCAGCCCUCGUUGCCUCCCCUCUCCCAGCCGAGGGCCGCCACUGUGGUGCCUGAGCUUCAAAAGACUGACAUAGUGACUGUUGCUCAGAGUGUGUUAGUAGGCCAGCCUCACCCACCUCCAUCUUUUCACCACCUCCCUCUGUCCCCCUCUCCGUCCCAGACUCCAGCCUGCACGGACGAUGUUAUCAAACCGCAGGAGGUGUCCGGCUCUCCGCCUGCGAGUAAACCAAUACUAGUGUCAGUGCCUGAGCCUGUAACACCGCAAGCACCAAGCACACAACAGGCAGGACCCCAGUGUCUGUCUGCACCAGUGCCUGUCAAAAAACCAGACUCUGACCAACAGGUGUGUUCACCGGCCAGCUCUCCCUCCACUUGUGAUCUUAUCAGCUACCCCAGUGCCAUUCCCCAGGACAACGGGAUGUUGUUCGGCCACAGCGCAGACCACAUUAACUUUUUCAGUGCCAGGGAAAAGUUCAAAGGAAUGAGUCAAGACGGUAAAAGUCACUGUGCUGCCGUACAGCCGCUGCCUCAGCUGAAGAGCUGUGGUAAAGAACAGCAACCACUGCCUCAGGAAGUCUCAGCUGGAGAAGGGAAAGAGGAAACAAAGAAUAAGGUAAGAUUUCAGCUCGUGGAGGAGAGCCCGAAAACUCCUGCGCCUCAUCUUCACUCCACACAAGUUUUGGGUCAUGGUGACUCAUCAUAACUUUUAGUUUGGAGAAAAGUGUCCCUAUCAUUUUAAUAUCAUGUUUCUAUGACACACCUUAAGAAGAGCAAUACAGAUCAGCAAGAUGAAUGUCACAUAAAACAGCGUUUUCAGGAUCUCUGGAAGUAUGUAGGACCCACAGCAGUUUAACUUUGUGCUAAGUUAGGUUUUCUUUAUAUCUUCUACUGCCCCCCUGUGGCUGAAUUUAGAACUGUCCACAAAGCUUGCCUGUCACAUCUCGAUCAGUUUGAUUGCAGUGUCUCCUUAAAUGACUUAGUAAAUAGUAAGAAUUUCAUUUAGCGUCAAAUCUGAGUAAUCAUUCAUGUAGUUUCUCCUUUCUUUGUAGGAAAUGGUGGCCCCUGUGCCGGCCACAGGACUGAAGCCUGCAGGGCACAAAGAGACCUCCCUUCUUGGUCCUCUUUGCCAACCAGAGCCUCAGGGUCUCCAGGACCAGGAAGUGGGGAAUUCGAGACAGGAAGCAAAGGACGGGGAUGUUUUAUCAAAGACGGAGGCGGAAAGUGCCGAAGAGGAAAUGAAAAACAAAGAAGAAGAGGAAGGAGCUCCUGCCCGUCUCUACAGCGACUGGACGAGGGGGUCUGUGCGGCGUGUGACUAAACAGUUGGAACAACGAAUGAAACAGGAGCAUGAAAUGCCGUCACCCUCCUCGUCUCCUCCAUCCCUCUCAGGCAGCCCCCCCAACUCUCAGCGACUUCCACCUAGUGCUCCUCUCGUGACAAUGUCUGCUACCCAGAGUGCAUCAGUUUGCUCACAGGUGGCAGUAGUUGGCAGCGCACAGGAGGAGCCAGAAGAGGAGGAAAUGACAGAUGGACUUGUGAGAAGAGACAGAGGUGAUGUAGAUGAGUCAGAGGCUCUAGGACUUAGUUUCAGAAGCACAAAAGGACAAAAACACCAGCCUGCUGAUACCAGAAAGCUCUCUACCUCUUCUUCUUUUCACCGCUCUGCCCAGUCCCCCUUUGCGUCUGUGAACUUCCUGUGUUUGGAGGGCGUGACGGAGCACGAGUCGAGCACAGACUGGGACUGCUCCACGGAUGGACCUCAGAGCGACAUCAUCAUGAGGGAGACGUGGGAGACGUUGUGCGAGCUCGGUGCCUUCCUGCAGCAGGUGAGCAUGGGCGGAGCCUGCUGCGCGGACCCGGUUUUCGGCCUCAGCGCCGGUACCACUCAGAAGCGAGGCAGCAGCUUUCAGAAGAGGGUCCGAGAGGUGGAGGCCAGGAUCCGCCAAGCCGGACUCACCCCUCCCUCCAUGAUGAAGCGCUCGGCCUCUCUGGCCAAACUGGGCUGCCUGGAGCUGCUUGCCAAUGACCUGAGUGAGUGGGAGCUGAACCGCACCUCCGUAGCUCUGUCCACUGCUGAGCCUCAGACGCACACAGUCAACGACGAAUCGAAGAAGCAGAGGGUCCACAGCUCUCCCUCCUCAGCCCGCCAGCAGCAGGAAGUUCACAUGAUUAGUGGUGAGGGACUCUCUGAAGCUGGAAAAACCUCUCCUCCUCCUUCACCUCCACCAUCAAUCCCACAGGGACUUCCGAACUCUGGCAAAGAUUCUCUGCAUUUACCUGGGCCGACACUAAUGACAACAAGGCAGCAGUAUGGAAGGACUCACCCUGUGAGGCGGCUUAAGAAAAGGACUGCUUGCACCCUUUACCACACCAUGUAA
Molecule: messenger RNA, 19596 nt
Organism: Xyrichtys novacula (pearly razorfish)
Lineage: Eukaryota; Metazoa; Chordata; Actinopteri; Labriformes; Labridae
Source: the annotation of a GenBank genome assembly